ACCUCUGCAUGUUCUGAUGUGGUUCGUUUAACUCGGAACUCAUCGAGUGGUUUCGUCUGUUCGAUGCUUUUGUACACAACAAAUGCCGUAGUGAAACAUACUAAAAGUUGAGAUUGUUGGACCAAGGUGUGUGCUGGUAGUAGAAACAAGCAGGUAGGAAGAAACAAGCUGCAUACCGAUGUCGUUACAUUGAACAAAAUUUAUAAAUCGUAAAGAAUAAAUAAAACUUUAAAUAAAAAUUACUUUGAAAUUUGACCUUCUGUGAAGACAAAUCGUGUCUCUUGAAAAUCAGUGUUGUAUAUAAAAUUAUAUAAAAAAAUCUCAACAUCAAAAUGAAUCAAUUUCUCUUGGAAUAAAUUAAAUCAAAUUUACCAAUCAACAAUUUUAUUUCGUUAAUCUACAAUGAGCUCUGAAGCUUGGGAGCUGGAGCGAAGGUAUUCAGUGCCAGGUGCACUUGAUAUUCGUGGCUUGGAGCCACCAGCCAGCGAAGAUCUUCAUGCCUGGUCUAUUUACAGACAAAAUUUAAAUUCAGAUUUUACUGAUUCUGCUCUUGGCUCAGCAGAAAAAUCUCCUUUACCUUAUGGAAAUUUUCAAUUGCGUGAUUCAACAGUUCAAAGUAUUUUAAGACAUCCAAGAUAUGGUCCAAAGAGUCCUCUAGCAAGUAACUCUUAUACAUAUUUAAAAUUUGGAUUACCUCGUGUAUUGCCACCAUCAAGAAUUCGUGAUGGAUCAAGUGGUUAUAACUCCAGUGAAGAAGGACGUCGUAUAUCACAAAGUGGUGGAACUGGUGGAGGUGGUGGUGGUGGACAGUCUAGUUCAGCAAUGAGAUCAGCACGUAGUGAUCCUGAUUUUCGACAAGUACAUUCAACACCACGUGAAUAUCAUCAAGCACAAUCACAAUUAAUUGUUAGUCCACGUGAAAAUAAUAAUAAUAGAUUACGUGGUGCAAGUAGUGAAGCUAAUUUACUUAAUUUAUCAAAACCAAAUCGUCGUCAUAGUAUUGCACCAAUUGAUCCUGGUUAUGGACAUCCAAGUAUAAUUGGUACACAUUCACAAUCACAUGGACAUAUUGGUCCAGGUGAUUCAUCAGUAUACAAUAUGACAGGUGGUAUGAGAAGAUUAACAAAUCAUUAUCCACAUUUACAGUUACGUUGUAUUGAAACAAGAGAUGGUGUAUUAAAAAAUAUUAGUUUAGAAGCUGGUGCAACAGAUGUAUUAGCUAUUAUGUCAACAACUGAAAAUGAAGGAAUGGGAAUUAUUGAAACAAUAUCUGGUAGAAGAAAUAUUAAAAGAGGUGAUAUAUUAUUAAAUGGAAGAACAGUAUCAACAAGAACAUUAAAAUCACGUGUUGCAUAUUUACCAGCUGAAAGUAGUUUAAGUUAUGGUUUAACAGCACAACAAGUAUUAAAUUUUUAUAUUUGUUUACGUGGUGGUUCAAGAACAUCAGAAAUUGAAACUGAAGUUAUAUUACAAGAACUUGGUCUUGAAACAACAAAACAUUGUCUUGUUGAUACAUUAACAACAUCUGAAGCAAGAAGACUUGUACUUGCAUGUAGAUUACUUCAAGAUGCUCAUAUUUUAGCAUUAGAUAGACCAACACAUGGUCUUGAUAUAUUUGAUGCAUUUUUUUUAGUUGAAUAUUUACGUCAAUGGGCAACAAGAGGACAAAGACUUGUUGUUUUAACACUUCAUCCACCAACUUAUGAAAUAUUAACAAUGGUAUCAAGAGUUGCACUAACAUCUGGUGGUAGAAUUAUGUACACUGGACACAGAAGAGAUAUGCUUUCAUAUUUUGCACUAGCUGAAUUUCCAUGUCCACCAUUUAAAAAUCCAUCAGAUUAUUAUCUUGAUCUUGUUACUUUGGAUGAUUUAUCAGCUGAAGCAAUGCUUGAAUCAUCACAAAGAAUUGAUCAUCUUGCUGAAAUGGCUAAAUCAAGAUUACCAAUGUUAAGUGAACCUGGUCAACCUGGUCAAUUACCACCAGCAAUAUAUGAUGCAAAUAUAUUUGUUCAAAUUUAUGCACUACUUAUAAAAACAAUUAUUUAUACACAACCAUGGACAAUGAUAAAAUUAUUACAAAAAAUUAUUAUUGCAGCAUCAUUGAGUUUAAUAAUUGGUGGUGUAUUUUGGAAUGUAACUGAAGAUAAAAAUUUAUAUUUACGUGAUAAAAUUGGUUUUUAUUAUACAAGUUUAGGUGUAUUAUUUUGGCCACUUGCAUUAAUUGGAAUAAGUGAAGUAACAAGUGCCAGACCAAGUAUUGAAAGAGAUAUUAAAGAUGGUCUUUAUGGUCGUUUUAUUCACAUAAUUAUUGAGCUAUUGUGCAGUGUGCCAUCAUGGUUUCUUGUUUAUGCAAUAUAUUUGGUUCCAGCCUAUGUAAUGUCUGGUCUUCAUAUGGCAAUUGAUGAAGAUUUAACAUCAUUAUGGAAUUAUUUAGCUACUGGUUUACUUUAUCUUAUGUUUCAACAUUUAAUAUGUAUUUUUUUUGCAUAUAUAUGUAAAUGGAAUGGUCUUGCUGCUUUAUUAUCUGGUAUUAUAAUUAUAACUAUGAAUUUAACUGGUGGUGUAACAUUACACUUGGAUAAUUUACCAUCAUGGUACAGAACAAUAAGUCCAAUGGAAUGGACAUUAUCAAGUCUAUUACCACAAGUUCAUAAUAACACAAAUAAAUCAAAUUGUCGACAACAAGUACAAAGACAAGAUAUUAUUGUUCAAGCACCGUGUGAAACAACAAAUGGUGAUUCAGCAUUACGUGAAAUAAGUCUUGAUAAAAUUAUUGUUGAUGCUAAUUUUCAAUUAAGUAUUGGUAUUGGUAUUGUUUGUUUAAUUAUUGUCAUUGGUUUUUUAAUUAUUCGUUAUAGUACACAAAAACGACCGAGAAGUGCACCAAACAAACCAUAAAUUAUUUAUAUUCAUUGUUUUAUAUUUAAAUUUAAAUAUUACAAGAUGCAAUAUGUGCCAACCUAGCCAUUUACUUAGCUAUAUUUUUUAUUAUCAAGAGUUUUUUUUUUUCUUUAACUCGUCUACCUCGGAAACAACAGAAAAAAAAUAAAUAAAAAAUAAAUAAAAAUAAUAUUGUUUAAAAAGAAACAGCAGAGGUAUUGAGCAAUAAAAAAAAAAAAUAUAAUAAAAAAUACAAAUUCAUAUUAGAUUAGAUAUUAUAGUAUAGAAAUUAUUAUUAUUAUUAUACUUAAAUUUACACGUAGUCUUUAAUCGUUAAGAAUUUUAUAAAACAAAUUUAAUUAUUUUUAGUAAACUACCAUGUCUACUUUUUAUUGAUUAUAAAAAAAAAUAAAAUAAAAAAACAGAAAAAAAAAAAGAUAAUAUGUAAAAUUGAGAAAAAUAAUUUAUGAAUUUUAAAAAUAUUGAUUGGAUAAGAAUUAUUAUUGUUAUUAUUAUUUCUUUUCUAUAAAUAAAUGGUUUUUUUUUUUUUUUUUCCUUUUUUUAUUAAUGAAUUAAUUGCUUAAAAUUAGUUUCGACAAGGAUGUAAUAGUGAGUUAAACUCGUCGGUAUUAUAUUGUUUUUUUUUCUUUUUUUUUUUCAGUUGAUUAAUGAUUUUUUAAUGUUUGUGAAAAAAUAUCAAGGCUUUGACGCUAAAGGAGACAAUUAUUUUUUGCUUUUUUUUUUUGCAAAUUGUUGGUCACUUAAUUAUUAAGAGCUGUAUUAUUUUAUUUUAUCUAUAAAAAGUAGUCAGCUUGAGGCUUUUUACUAGGUAUACCUCGACUCUCUUGUGGUGCUGCUUCAAAUAUUGUAAAGUCUCGUUGAAGAUGCUCAUUCAGUUCUAAUAUAGCAGCAACAUUACCACA
Messenger RNA from Aphidius gifuensis, 3803 nucleotides. RefSeq names its product ABC transporter G family member 4. The coding region runs from base 403 to 2898 and encodes 831 amino acids. The transcript is spliced from 6 exons. Gene Ontology annotation, molecular function: ATP binding; ATP hydrolysis activity; ABC-type transporter activity. The record is from RefSeq and is a predicted model, not a curated record. Gene Ontology annotation, cellular component: plasma membrane. NCBI's taxonomy places the organism in Eukaryota, Metazoa, Arthropoda, Insecta, Hymenoptera, Braconidae.